This is a messenger RNA of Osmerus eperlanus (European smelt), 7832 nucleotides long. RefSeq names its product G protein-coupled receptor 158a (gene gpr158a). Gene Ontology annotation, molecular function: G protein-coupled receptor activity. The transcript has 12 exons. The coding region runs from base 826 to 4908 and encodes 1360 amino acids. Gene Ontology annotation, biological process: G protein-coupled receptor signaling pathway. Gene Ontology annotation, cellular component: membrane. Lineage: Eukaryota; Metazoa; Chordata; Actinopteri; Osmeriformes; Osmeridae. The record is from RefSeq and is a predicted model, not a curated record.
UUCAUGCUUGGUCCAACGUAUUAUUUCAAGAAACCUUUUUAACACUUACAAUUACCGUGCGAGGGAUUAGGAAGGCCUAUACUUUUACGGGCAAUAAUCUCUGGAUCAGCAUUAGGCUUGUUUUUAAUCAUCGUUUGUCAGCCUUGUGUAAAAGAUUAUUCUUCAGAGCGACAGAUUCCUUGGCUGUUUUUCUCAAGCGCAGAUUUCAGCACUGGACAGCUCCUUCGCCGCUCCACCUAACCAGCGCGCUGACUGAAAUGAUUGACAGAGGAAACGGCCAUACACGAAUCAAGAGCACUUUAGGAACCCUAUAAGAUAAUGAAGAAGACGGGCUUUAAGAACGAAUGGUUCCUGAUGUCCCUACGGUUUAGUUACUGCUUGUUGUGGACGGAAGAGGGCGGAGUGUGUUUGUCAUCCAAGUGUGAAGUAGCCUACUGACUUGAUGCCUCCAAUACCUGAUUUUGUUCCUUUUCUAUUCAGGGUGAUUUGUAGGCUACUGGCAACACAGUCUAGAGGGGACGUCAACCAACUCGUAAACCAGUCUUGGACGUUCCUUGGAUUGCUUUACCGCACGGAUUCUAUGGAUGUAUAAAGGCUGCAAGGAUACAUCAACAAGCUGAACGUUGUAUAUGAGAGAGAAAAAAAAAUCUGACGACUAUAUUUCAAUGCAGUUGUUUUCAAUUCAACAGUCGAGCUCGGAACUUGCGUGAAUAUCCACAGGUGAAGUAAUGUUUUUUUAACGGAUACAUCUAUACGCUAUACGGGUGGUCGUGCUCCAACACUAGAUCUUCCGAGCAUCAACCACGUAUUAAAGGCUUUGGGAAUAUGUCAUUCUUUCGAUUAUCCUUGUUGUUGCAAGUGGGACUUGUUAUCGGUUCAAAUUAUAAAUUCGCUGAGUGGUCAGAGCACGAGAAAAAUGUAAGAACACAACCACCAAUUUACACCACUCACAACAACCAGCGGCAAGCACAUCUCCGUGCGUCUAAUUCUCCGCGAGGCGCGAAAGAGCGCGCAGUCUUGCCGCAGAACCUCGAGGAGCACCUUCCCAGGGUUGUCACCGCUUUUCUACACACGGGGAAUUCGACCACCUUGAAACAUGCCAACUGCUCGCGGAGAUACGAGCUCAGUGCUCCGCGUGCGAGAUCUCCUAUAGCCCCGCAUUACUCAAUGCACAGCGUGCUGGACACGGUAAUGCACGCUACCAACUUCCUAAACAUGAUCCUCCAAGCCAACAGGUCCAGGGAGCUGAGUCUCCGCCGAGACAUUGAGUGGUAUCACGCGCUCGUCAGGAGUAUUGUAGAGGGGGACUCUAAAAUCCACCGGGCCGUGGUUACGUUUAACACAGAACCGUCUGCUGGCGGGCCCACGGUGUUUCUCCAGGCUACCAGAACCGGAGGAGAGAUAGUUCUCCAGGACCUCUCCGGCACGGCGCAUCAUCACCUGAAGAACCGAACAGUCGAAUCAGAGUGGUAUCACGGUAUCAAAGAUAAGAAGAAACCUAACUUCCAUAAACGGGUACUGAGCCAAGAUUUUCAAUCAGUUGACGCUUCUCUGAAAAGGGGAGAGAGUUUUAUCCCUGAUAAAACCCACAUGAAAUGGUCAGCACCAUACCUGGAGUGUGAAAAUGGAAAUUUCAUACCACGGUGGCUUUUGACCUUAUCCGCUGGUUUCUAUGGACUCGACGCGGAUCGUUCACCUGAUUUCAGGGGUGUCGUCAGAGUAGACGUGAACCUGCAGGAUGUUGAUAUCGACCAGUGCUCUCCUGACGGCUGGUUUGGUGGGACCCAUCGAUGUAACCUGACGACAAUGGAGUGCUUGCCAGUGCGUGGUCGUGGAUUUGUGCUGGACAACUACAACUGUCACUGCAAAGCAGGUUUUUACCACCCCAACAGAGUGUCUGUCAACGGCUUCAAAAACCCGGGCACGAAGGGCAGAGCCUCCGACAGCGGCCCCAACGCGGACGAGGGCUCGUCCAGCGACUGCCUGCCCUGCCGGGACGGCUGUGCCUACUGCAAGGACGACACGCCGUGCGUGGCGCGCGGAGACGGCGGCCUGCGCGUGGCCGUGCUCUCCUUCCAGGCCCUGUGCAUGCUGCUGAGCUUCGUCAGCAUGGUGGUCGUGUACCGCUACCGCAGGAACAAGAGCAUACGAGCGUCCGGACUGGUCUUGCUGGAAGCCAUUUUGUGUGGAACCCUGCUUCUCUACUUCCCAGUGGUGAUUCUCUACUUCCAGCCCAGUAUAUUCCGCUGCAUCUUGCUGAGAUGGGUCCGCCUGCUCGGCUUCGCCACCAUCUAUGGGACCCUGACCCUCAAGCUGUACAGGGUGCUGAAGGUGUUCCUGUCUCGGACGGCCCAGAGAAUCCCCUACAUGACCAGCUGGCGGGUGCUGCGUCUCCUGGGCAUCAUCCUGCUCAUCGUCUGCUGGUUCCUGGUGGCCUGGACCUCGGCCGUGUGCCAGAACCUGGACAGGAAUCUGGCUCUGAUCGACGUGGGCUACACCCCCGACGGACUGCAGUUCAGCAUGUGUCUGCUGGACCGCUGGGACUACAUGAUGGCUGUCGCUGAGUUCCUGUUCCUGCUGUGGGCGGUGUACCUCUGCUUCGCCGUGAGGACGGUGCCUUCGGCGUUCCACGAGCCCCGCUACAUGGCCAUAGCCGUCCACAACGAGCUGGUCCUGUCCGCCAUAUUUCACAUCAUCAGGUUCACCCUGGCUCCUGAGCUCCACCCAGACUGGAUGCUGCUGCUGGUCUUUGCUCACACACACCUCACUGUGACCGUCACUCUCGGACUUCUGCUGGUCCCCAAGUUCCUGUUUGCCGGCACCCAGAUGAGGGACGACAUAGCGGUGGAGGCGUACGAGGACGAGCUGGACAUGGGGCGCUCGGGGUCCUACCUCAACAGCAGCAUCACCUCCGCCUGGAGCGAACACAGCCUGGACCCAGAGGACAUCCGGACGCCAGACGAAAUGGGCCCGCUCAGUUCUAUUAAUGGCUGUGGCGUAAGGUCUUGCGACAGUCUUUGGGAAAAACGUACCAAUGAGGAGCUGAAAAAGCUGUACUCACAGCUGGAAAUAUACAAGAGGAAGAAGAUGCUGGCCAACAACCCUCACCUUCAGAAGAAACGGAGCUCCAAGAAAGGUCUGGGUCGAUCACUGAUGAGGCGGAUCACGGAGAUCCCCGAGUCCGUCCACAGGCAGUGCAGCCGCGAUGACAAAGAGAUGGGGGACCACGGAAGCAACCGGAACAGCAUCUGUGUCCUCAGAAAAAACCCCUUUGACCCUUCCCACCCUGGGAAGCCAGCCAAAGAGGAGUCCCUUAAGAGCAAGGUGUUCUCCCUGAAGAAGUCCCACAGCAGCUACGAUCACGUCCGUGACCAGAGCGAAGACUCAAGCAGCUCCACCACAGACAAGAUGGAGGUCGCCACGGCUGAGGGCUCCCUCCUGGACACCUUAAUGGGCAAGAAGCUGGUUAAGAAGAAGUCCGAUGAGAAGCUAGACGCCACGAGUGAAUCCACCGAAUCGGUUCCUCUGGUCUGCAAGUCAGCCAGCGCUCAUAACUUGACCGCAGACAAGAAGCCAAUUCAUCCUCGGACCUCCAUGUUGCAGAAGUCUCUCAGUGUCAUCGCCAGCGCAAAAGAAAAGACCCUGGGACUGACGACAAAGACUCUGGAGGACAGCAGUAAGAAGGCUCCGCCGAAAAGCAAAGACAACAAAUCUGGCACAGACUCAGAGGACGAAGGCUACCCCAAAAUGAUUGUCAGCCAGUCGGUGGAGUACAAACAGACUGCUGCCAAAGCCGGGAUCAUGAAGCACCAGGGUAGCGGCAGCCAGCCGUCCAUAUGCUCCGAAGCCACCAAGGGCAAGGAACUGUACAAUCUGUCUGAGGUGUGUCCUUGGGAAGUGGAGGACCUCCCAACACCAUCUGAAAACAAGGUCCAGAAGCACGUGUCCAUAGCGCCUGAAGGAACCACCACUGUCCAUGGAAGUGGCACCAAAGGCACGAAAUCCCAGCAGUCGAAGCAAAAGGGCUCGGAUCAGUCCCCCUCUACUGCCCGGCAUUCUAAAAACCUCCAGAAGACAGCAGACCGAGCAGAUAUAUGUCCGUGGGAAGAUGGAGGGGAGAGCCAGGGGUCCAAACAUCCACCCACCAGCCAGACCAUCGAACCAUCUCAGGCCCCCCAGUCCAACCAGGCCAUGCCUGCAGCAGAAAGCUCCAAAAACCAACAAGCGGAUGUCUGCCCAUGGGACUUUGAGGAAGCGGCCUCCAAAAAAGUCGAGGUGGCUCACUCGCCAGAUAAGACCAAGCAGAAGAAAGGCACUGCUCCGGUCGACGGUAAAGGGAAGAAUGUGCUAGCAGAGCCCUCCAAGUCAACGGGCAGCUCCCUCCAACCAUCAACCACAAAGGCUGACAUCUGUCCCUGGGACUACGAUGCUCCAACUGCAGCCCCGAGUUCUGAGAAAAUCCCGAGUCCCACUCAGGUCUCCAAAAAGGACUCCACCUCGCUAAAGAAGACCACGCCUUCCACAAGAACAGCGGAGAAGGAGAAAGAGAAGAUGAAAGAUAUUGACAAUGAGAAAAGUCGAGCAAAAGCCAAGGACAAGAGCAAAUCCUCCGAGAAACAAACAACCAAGAUGGCGGAGGUCUGCCCUUGGGAUGUGGAGAGCAGUCAGGAAGUGCCAACAGCGGAAAAACGUAAAAGUGCCAAUGUUGAAGCAGCCAAAGGAAAAGAGGCUGAAGUCUGUCCGUGGGAUUAUGAGGAUAGUUCAGAUAGAAAAGAUGCAGAAAAGAGCGGCACUUCAUCCAAACAGAAACAGAGCACUCCAAAUCCAAAAGGGGGUGGGGUGAGCGGGGCGAAAAGGGCAGACGUUUGUCCCUGGGAUGUUGAUGACAGUUCGGUAGAAAAAGCAUGACCCUCGACUCAAAUGGACAACUGAAAUGAUAGUUCUUGUUGUAUACAUUUUUCCACUUUAAAGUCCUAAAAAUAUAUUGACAUUUUACUAUGAAUACGGUGACUUGGAUGAAAAGAUCAAGUUGCACAAGUUGCCUUCCUUUCCAAUAGUUUUUUUUUGGCUUUUAUUGUCUAUUUUGGAAUAAAAGUGAAACAGAAACAAAGCAACAAAAUCAUGAGAAGCAUUCCAGAGUAUACAGAGUAUUCUUGCUGAUAAAUCAUAGUCUUACAAUUAUGCAACCUUUAAUUCACUUUUACACAACUCAUAUCCUAACAUUUACGAUGUUUCUAAGUUAUCUGGUGGUGGCAUCAACGUCUCACAUGUAUUAAAGGCCAGAGAGUUUGCAGUGAAGUGAAAUACUGUGAGUCUGGAAAGAGGCGGAAUAUGAAGCAGAUAAGCAGAUCCUCCAUACAACUGCAUGAGAAAUUCAUAUGUACAAUGUCUUCUGGUAUGAACCGCCUAGCCAGAUGAACUUAAAACAAAUACAUUGAGAAAGCAAAUGCCAAAGAAUAACAGAACUUUAAUUGAACGAUAGUACACGGAAGAUGACACACCUCAAUGUCAAAUAGCUGUUGUGUGUCCAAGUCAAGACACUUAGUGAGGGAAUCGGCCUAUAGCACUUUAGCCAAAACCCCAUGUGUAAAAGAAAUAAAAAAUAGAGAGUAUAUGGACACUAUGUUCUCUAUCUAUGAUUUAUAUAUCCUCUUUGUUCAGCCUUAUAGUCCUUGAAGGUUGUCAGAUAUACAUGCCCUCUAAACUCAGACAUCUAAAUUGCUGAAUUUUUAGAUUUCAUGUUUAGAUCUCAGCUACUUCCAAUUCUUCCAUAUCUUCAGAGACGUAUUACUGUAUGUGCCUAACUAACUAGAAAUGUCUUGUACUUGUCUUAGAUCGUCCUGAUUGGAGCAGGGGGAGCCCCUUAGCGUUCCGAUUGGAGCAGGGGGAGCCCUUUAGCGUUCUGUGAUGGUGGUUUAUAUAAACAGCAUGCUCAGCCAGGUAAUGGGUGCUUGGACCCCAUUUGGUUUGUCAACCGAAGCGAAUCACUUAUUUGUGUUGAUAGUUCAUUGGCAUGUUUCAUUGUGUUCUCAACGGCACUAGCUAUCUGGCUCGACUGAUUUUAUAUUGACAAAAACACAUUCAAUUGUUGAGAGGUUUAUGCUCAUGGGAAUAUGUCCCAACCUUCUUUCUGAUUGGAAAGUAUGCUAAUGAUACUUUGCUAACUUUCUAAUUAUUUGACCAGUCAGUGUAAGUACACUAUUGGUUUGUUUUGGGGUCUUCAAUUGACACGUUCCACACAAGGUUUGAAAACAUUUUCUGCAGUAUUAUCAAUAUUUAAUGAGAGAUUCACAUUUUUCAUGUUGUGUUAUUUAUUUCCUAUUCAACAUCAAGAAGAAAAGUAAUGAAAAUUAUAUUGAUGUAAAACACACUUCUCUGUGCCAUUAGUAACAGGGCAUGGGUCCUUACUUUGAAAAUUUAAUCACAUGAGACAUUUUAUUUGAAAAAAUAAGAAUGCUAAAUGCUAAUAAACUGUAUUUCAAUAAACGCUACAUUAUAGUCAAAAUCCUUCUGGUAGGCCUUCAUUGGAAAUACUUCAAUCCAGCACUUAUAGAUAAACAAACCCUGGAUCAAUUUGUUGAACAAAGAGGAAGAUAAUCUAAGGUAUCUACAAGAGCCUGACUCCAUGAGAUGUAGCUGUGGUGUCUCACUCUUCUCCCUCACUACUGAAAAUCAUUUCCACCAUUGACCUCUGGGGCUUGUGUGAAAUAUGUGCAACAAGGUAGUUUCAGCCUCAGAGGAGGAGAUUUGCAGUCAGCCCUGCUUUAUGAGCUUCUAGAACGCCGUCUGAAAAGGUGUCAGACUCUUUGAUUGAUUGUAAUGCUUUGAUGAACCUGUAUGAUAUUUACGAUUCAGCAUCAUAUGGAACUUAGGGUGAAUCUGUAAAGGAUUCCAGGGUUCUAUCCUGCUCCAGGCUUAGGUCAUCCCCCAACUUUUGAUUGGAUAUGACAGAAGUACAAACUGAUUUCAUUGGGUCUUGGGAUUUUUGUAAAUGACCCCCUUAGAAACCUAUAAUACAAUAAAAAAAUUAUGGUGUUUUUAUUUAUUUAUUAAAUUCCAUACUGUAGUUUAUUGCAUAGUUUAUUGGAUGCAUACAAUUCCAUGGCUGGGUUUUACAUUUAUUUAUUAACUUUAAAAAAACUAUCUCAUAUGUCUUUGCUGGUUAAAGGAUUUAGGUUGCGAUUAGGGAGCAGUAGUUCAGCUCAUCGCUCUCUAACAAAAUGUGCAUCAACCUGUCUUUUAGUCUGUCUUUCUGGAAAUGGUCCAUGUAAUGCAGCAGUAUAUUUAUAUAUGAAUGUUUAGAGUUAAAAACUUCACCUCCAUUGGUAAACCUCCAUAUAUUUGGGUGUGAGAACUUUGGCCCAUUGUUGAUCAGUAACCUUUUCAACAUUGAUAACCAUUUGUCCUGUUGUUACUUUUACCAUGGUGGUUUUCGUUUGUUGCCUCAUUUUAUUUCAACCAGACUUGUGACCAAACCAAGUAAUCUGAUGGGAAAUACUACUACUGCUACUACUACUACUACUACUACUACUACUACUACUACUCAAUGCUGUAACGUUGUAACAAUUGCUCUUGUGGCUUCUGCAUGAUAUCAAGAAAUUAGUAGGACCGAUGUUUCACUGCCCUUGAUAGAACAAAAAAUAAAACAUUGAUCUUUUAUGGACUGUUACAAGUUGUAUAGUGAGUGAUAGUGUACCCAAAAACCACUGUAUUAUGUACUUGUUAUACCUAUUGCUCUAUGACAAGCUAAUAGCAUCCUUAUAUGGGAAUAUUUGGUAGAUUUAUAUUGUGUUACAUUGUGAUAGCAUGUACAUAAAAGAUACCUCCUCUGC